AUGGAUGAAAACAACCACCUAAAAGAAAAAACUUUUAUUAUGAUUAAACCAGAUGGGGUAGAAAGGGGACUAAUUGGAGAAGUCAUUCGUCGUUUUGAGAAAAAAGGAUUUCAAAUUACGGCUUGCCAGAUGCUUACUGCUAACCGUCAAUUGUUAGAAGAACAUUAUUCUGAGUUAAAAGAUAAAUUUUUUUUUUCUGGAUUAAUUAAAUUCAUGCUUUCGGGACCAGUAGUUGCCAUGGUCUGGCAGGGAAGAGGAAUUAUUGCUUAUGCAAGAAAACUUUUGGGAGAAACUGAUCCAUUAAAUUCUCUACCAGGAACUAUUCGUGGUGAUUGA
Messenger RNA from Entrophospora sp. SA101, 336 nucleotides. The record is from the annotation of a GenBank genome assembly. NCBI's taxonomy places the organism in Eukaryota, Fungi, Glomeromycota, Glomeromycetes, Entrophosporales, Entrophosporaceae.